Notechis scutatus (mainland tiger snake) is the source of this 584-nucleotide messenger RNA. The record is from RefSeq and is a predicted model, not a curated record. NCBI's taxonomy places the organism in Eukaryota, Metazoa, Chordata, Lepidosauria, Squamata, Elapidae.
UUCUGCCAGCUCCAUUCAGUUGCCCAGACUCCACCCCGCAAGGGAUUACGGGGUCCUGAAAAGGAGAGGAUGCUUCACCCAACCGUCACUUAGCAGGGAACUGGAUUUGGCUGCUGGAUAUUUGGGAAACGCUAAUGCUGAUCUUCUUGUGGUGUGGUGCAGUUUGUGUCUCCCUCUUAGGAGCCGCCAGCAUUCCUCCGCUGCCUCUCAACCUUGCACAAUUCGGCAACAUGAUUCAAUGUGCCAACCAUGGCAGUCGACCUUCUUUGGAUUAUAUGAACUACGGUUGCUACUGCGGUCCAGGAGGUAGUGGGACACCGGUAGACGACUUGGAUAUGUGCUGCAAAAUACAUGACGACUGCUAUGCUAGAGCCACAAAAAGCUACAGUUGCGCCCCCUACUGGACGUUGUAUAGUUGGAAAUGUUACGGAAGUGGACCCUACUGCAAUUCAAAAACGCAGUGUCAACGUUUUGUGUGUGAUUGUGACUCCAAAGCAGCCAUGUGUUUCGCCGGAGCCCCUUACAACAACGCGAACUGGAAUAUCGACACCAAGAAACGUUGCCGAUGAUAUUUGAGAGCCUUC